CCGGAACGAGUCCAAGCGCGGUCUGGCGAUGGCGGAAAAGAACGCGGCACUGUUAUUUUAAACCCCUUGGAAGUCGAUUACGCGCACCGGGAGGUAACGACACCCCCACGCGGAGGAGACUCCGUUGGGAGAAUGGAUCAAGCUCACGCACUGUUCUCCUAAAAUAAAUAAAACGAUUAAAAAUCGUGAGAUCUCUCGUCCCUCCCCCCCCGAGCCCCUCAACGGCGGAUCCUACCGCUCGAUCGCUCUCUUCCGUCUCUUUCGAUCUAUUUUUCUCUCGAUGAUCUCAUCGUAAUCUGAGGUGGAUCUGUGAUCGUGGCUUGGAAUUAGGGAUUUAGGCCCCUCGAUCGAUUGCGUCACUGUUGUUGUGGUUGUUUUCUUGAUUCGAUGGCUGCUCCACCUGCUAGGGCUCGGGCGGACUACGAUUACCUGAUAAAGCUUCUCCUGAUAGGCGACAGCGGUGUUGGUAAAAGUUGCCUCCUCCUGCGUUUCUCCGAUGGCUCCUUCACCACCAGUUUCAUUACUACAAUUGGCAUUGAUUUUAAGAUAAGAACAAUUGAGCUGGAUGGCAAGCGCAUUAAACUUCAAAUAUGGGAUACUGCUGGUCAGGAGCGGUUUCGAACUAUUACAACUGCAUACUAUCGAGGGGCCAUGGGUAUUUUGCUUGUGUAUGAUGUCACUGAUGAGUCAUCUUUCAACAACAUCAGAAACUGGAUCCGGAACAUUGAACAACAUGCUUCUGAUAAUGUGAACAAAAUUUUGGUGGGAAACAAAGCUGAUAUGGAUGAAAGCAAAAGGGCGGUGCCUACUUCAAGGGGACAAGCGCUUGCGGAUGAGUAUGGCAUCAAGUUUUUUGAGACUAGUGCAAAGACAAAUCUAAAUGUGGAGCAGGUCUUCUUUUCAAUAGCUAGAGAUAUAAAGCAAAGGCUUGCUGAAACUGAUACUAAACCUGAGGACCGGACAAUUAAGAUUAACAAACCGGACCAGGCACCUGCUGAGGGCAAUGCAGCACCAAAAUCUGCUUGCUGCGGUUCCUGAUGGAACAAUUGUUGGUGGUGGUGGUCGGGUGGGUGUUGACUUUGUUGGGAACUAAUUAUCUUGUUAUAGGUCAAUGUUGUUAUGAAGAUAACCAUUAUAUGGCGAGUGCUUGUAUUUUUAAUCCUUCCAUUCUUUGCAACUCCUGGUCUAGUGUGUAGUAGUUCUUCCACCGCUGGGGAACCUAUUGACUAUUUUUUUUGGCAUGGGACCGCGAAGCAUCUUCCUUAUAUUUAUCUUUCCUAUGGGGGCUAUGGCAUGCCUUUUUUGCAUUCCA
Messenger RNA from Elaeis guineensis (African oil palm), 1312 nucleotides. Its product is annotated as ras-related protein RABE1c. NCBI's taxonomy places the organism in Eukaryota, Viridiplantae, Streptophyta, Magnoliopsida, Arecales, Arecaceae. The record is from RefSeq and is a predicted model, not a curated record. Gene Ontology annotation, molecular function: GTPase activity; GTP binding.